Messenger RNA from Arthroderma uncinatum, 1629 nucleotides. Its product is annotated as homoserine O-acetyltransferase. The record is from RefSeq and is a predicted model, not a curated record. NCBI's taxonomy places the organism in Eukaryota, Fungi, Ascomycota, Eurotiomycetes, Onygenales, Arthrodermataceae. Gene Ontology annotation, molecular function: homoserine O-acetyltransferase activity; L-serine O-acetyltransferase activity. Gene Ontology annotation, biological process: L-homoserine metabolic process. The transcript has a single exon. The coding region runs from base 1 to 1629 and encodes 542 amino acids.
AUGAGUGGCCUCCAGCGAGUAGCCGGAGUCACGGUCCGGCCGUUCUCGAGGAAGUCUUUGAGCCAGCACGGCCGGUACCUUGGUAUCAGGUGGCCGGCCACUUCACUUGCAUGUCACCGCGUCAGCCCUGUGCCGGCGAUCUGCCAGCGUCCCAUUCACGUUCAAUCCUCUCUCCAGGCCCAAGUCGUUGCUUCUCAGUCGAAAACGCAGGGAAAGGGCCAAUAUGACUCCUCAAACCCGGCCAUGUCGUUCCCUUGCCUGGACGCAUUGGAAGCUAAGUCGGCUGCCUUGUCGAUGCGAUCGCUUGCUUCGGGACCUGAGCCGUCAUAUACGGUUGGAAAACAUGAGCGGUUCAUAUCGAAGCAGGAUCUCUUGCUGGAUUGGGGUGGCAUACUUCCGGAAUUCGAGAUCGCCUAUGAGACGUGGGGUACCUUGAACGCAGACAAAAGUAAUGCCAUCCUACUUCACACCGGCCUCUCAGCUUCAAGUCAUGCGCAUAGCACGAGGACGAAUCCUCAGCCAGGAUGGUGGGAAAAGUUUAUUGGGCCGGGAGCUCCCUUGGAUACGGACAAACAUUUUAUUAUCUGCACGAACGUUAUUGGAGGCUGUUAUGGUAGCACAGGGCCGUCAUCUAUUGACCCGUCAGACGGGAAACGAUACGCCACCAGGUUCCCCAUCCUCACCCUCAACGACAUGGUUAGAGCGCAGUUUCGACUUCUGGACUUUCUAGAAAUCCGAAAACUGUACGCGUCAGUUGGCUCUAGUAUGGGCGGAAUGCAGAGCUUGGCUGCAGGAAUACUAUUUCCUGAACGGGUGAACAAGAUUGUCAGCAUCAGUGGUUGUGCAAGGAGUCAUCCGUAUAGCAUAGCCAUGCGUCAUACGCAACGUCAAGUUCUCAUGAUGGACCCCAACUGGGCACGAGGAUUCUAUUAUGAUUCCAUUCCUCCGCAUUCAGGCAUGAAACUGGCCCGGGAGAUCGCCACGGUCACCUACCGCAGCGGACCAGAGUGGGAGAAACGAUUUGGCAGAAAGCGGGCAGACAUCAGCAAGAAUCCAGCAUUGUGUCCUGACUUCCUAAUUGAGACAUAUCUCGACCACGCAGGCGAGAAAUUCUCUUUGGAAUAUGAUUCUAACAGUCUCUUAUAUAUCUCCAAGGCCAUGGACCUUUUCGAUCUUGGAAUAUCUCAGCAACAGGCUACGCACAAACGCCGGUUGGAAAGUGAGAAGUUAAUAUCCUCUCGUGGUGGUCGGCCGGUUGAGAAUAAUGCGUCGUGUAGCUUGACUUUACCUUCGGAACCAUAUGAGGAACAACCUUCUACACCGGAAAGUCCCCAGAGCACUGGAGCUCCUUCACCUGCCCAGCAUCAAUCCUCGUCAUCAGGGCCGCCAAUGGAUUUAGUGUCUGGUCUCUCUCCGCUGAAGGACCACCCUAUACUCGUCAUGGGAGUAGCAAGUGACAUUCUCUUCCCGGCGUGGCAGCAACGAGAAAUAGCAGAAUCGCUUCAAGCUGCUGGCAGUCAGACUGUCAAGCAUGUGGAGCUGAGCGAGGAUAUAUCCCAUUUUGGGCACGAUACCUUCCUUUUAGAUCUGGAAAACGUUGGAGGCCCUGUUAAGAGGUUUCUUGAAUGA